GCCUGAGGAGGGGCCAGGGCGCACCAAAGCCUGAGGGCUGAGGCUGAGCCUUUGAGGUACCAGUUACAUGCAGGAAACAUUGAAAGAUAGAAGGGAGUGGGGCGCUCUCUUUUGCCCAAAAAUGCAUCAAAAUUGACUGGCUGUAAACCAUGGGGGCUGCUCAGGAGUUCUCUGAGGCAGCGCCUUCCCUGACCAUCUCCAGACAGCGGUUCUGACAUCGUGCUAUGCGCAGCAAAUUUCUGGUUAAGGUGGCCGCGCUGCACAUUUAAAAUGAAGACACGAAGGAAGAAGGAGCUGAAGCUGCUUCAUGCAGCCGGCGUUGGCAAUCUGAGAAAGGUGAUAAAACUGCUCCCCAAUGAAAGCAGCAGCAGCGACUCUGACAGCAGCAGAAAGCGAUCUAAGAGGAAGCGGCGACGAAAAUCCUGGGAUGCAGGUGACCGUCCAAACGUAAACUGCGUGGACAGCGAUGGUUGGACGCCACUCCACCUGGCAAGCCACGCGGGCGCCACUGACGUCGUCGGGCAUCUUCUCUCUCAGGGGGGUGAUGUCAGCGCCGUGGAUGGCAGGGGCGAUACUCCCCUUCAUCUCGCCGCCCGGAGCGGCGCAGCCAAAGUGAUCGCUGAGCUGCGAGAGGCGGGCGGAAAAAUGAGUGUCCGCAACAAGAGAGGGGAGACGCCAGCAAUGCUGGUGGAGGAAAGGCUCAUCAAGCUUGCAAGACGGGAGGAGGCCCGGGCACGGGGGUCCCGGUACGAAGAGCCGGAGGACUGGGGGGAGCGGUUGCAGGAGGAAGCGAGUGACGGGGAGGGGGGGGGGACGUGGGGCGCCAGCGCUUCUCAUCGAGAGGGGGAGGUGGAGGACGUUGUUGAUGAGGACGCUUGGCGAGCGAGGAUUGCGGAGAGCAUGGCGAGGAAGAGGCACGAAGCGGGGUGGCAGCAGGACGAGUUGAGGGCAAAGCUGAGCGCCGAACAAGCAAAGGAAGAAGAUGCAAGAGAACGCAAGCGACGAAGGCUUGACGAGGAAGCCGCGGCGCGGUCUCGUAAGAUCCUCGAGGAGGAGCAAGCCAAGGACUCAGCUUGGCGCGAGGAGGUCCUCGCCGGCAAGUUCCUCAACAAGAAGAUGCGCUACGAGGAAGCGUGGACUAGAUUCGCUUCCUCAAGCAACAUGGUGGUUAGUUAUCUGGACGUGCCGUUUCCAGUGGAUCCGGGGCAGGAGGGGCAACUAGAGCGGGUGUUGUUGCACGGGGUUGCCCCGGAGAAGCACAAGAAGAAGCUGAGGGAGGAGGUGCUGAGGUGGCAUCCAGACAAGUUUACACAGAAGUGGGGACUUCGACUUGACGAGAAAGACAAGGACCGGACAAUAAACCGAGUGAAAGAGAUAUCUCAGUCUAUACACGAGCUAUACAGCAAACUGUAGUUAUGUAAAAUCUGGAGAAAUAUAGACUUUAACGAAGCCGUUUAGGCUCUACAAAGGUGCUCUGAAGCUGUGAAGCUGUCGCGCAUGUUGUUUUCUUGACCAGUGGUGCUUACGUAUAAACGGCUUAUCUUUUAAUGAUUCUCCCGGUUUGCUCUAGCUGAUUACGGCCCUAUUACAGCACACUCCAGGCAUGCUGCACGCUCUAGGUAUCCAUUCAGACUUUUCGACUACCCUUAGAUAGGACCUAUGUUAGGUCGACGUGUACAGAUUAACCAAGUCAAUUUCAGCCUAGCUCUAAUAGGUCUUUACUCGUCGAACUUGCUUCCCUCCCGGUACGGACCAAUUCAUGAUCCAACUCAUGCCCGGGGGACGGGUGGGGUUGGCCUGGGAGUUUAGGGACGGUAUGUACGGGCGUGGAGCAUGUUAACCAGGGGUUUAGGUUUUUGUUUGUUUCUGCCCCGUACCUAAGUAACAAUGGUAGUAGCUUACUACGUAAUCUAGAAUUACCUACCACAGGUUGUUGUGUACCGUGUUGCACGCCGGGCUUAUCA
Messenger RNA from Klebsormidium nitens, 1964 nucleotides. Lineage: Eukaryota; Viridiplantae; Streptophyta; Klebsormidiophyceae; Klebsormidiales; Klebsormidiaceae. The record is from the annotation of a GenBank genome assembly.